GGAGGCUUGUUCGCAAAGCCGUGUAGACGUACAGACGUUCAGCAGUCUGCACAGUGUGACGGAGAACCCUUAUAAGUUCUCUAUCACUUCGGGGGGGUCCUCGGGGGGCUCGGCAGUGGCGGUGGCAACGGGGAUGGUGCCCCUGGCAGUGGGAACUGAUUGGGCGGGCAGUCUGCGGAUCCCGCCUUCUGCGGCAUCUGUACGCUCCGCGCUUCCCGUGGCCGGAUGACCAUUCAGUACCCCGAGCGAACAGUACCCCCAAUGCCGCUACCUUCAGAGGACCCGCGAGAUGGGGAGAUCAUGACGGCCGGAGUCUUCACCCGGACGAUUCGCGAGCUUCAGUAUGCGGUGGGAGCGCUACUAAGACCAAGCAGGAGAGGUCCUUUGGUGCCGUCGGAAAGCGCAGCUUUCGCCGUCACACCUUCAUUCCCCGUCGUUGCAACGGACGUCCGGAUACAGGAGGCCUUGCAGCGGCUGCCGGCAAGGGUCAACCCGCCGAAUGGAAACGGAUCCUGCUCCGCUCGGCUUGUGACAGGGCCUUCCUUCAAAACCAAGGACAUAUGGAAGGCUUACGGGAUCUUUUCCGCCAGCCUGACUGCUCACGGCGACCCACACGACCCGCACGCUCCGAAAGCGUCGCCUCCCUCGCUUGAAGACGUACGAUGGGCGCGAAGCGUGCAAGUUGACACGGCCUCCGCCGUUGAUGCGUUCCUGGACGAACAGCAAUGUACGGCCUGGAUCGUACCAGUCUGUGGCCCGCUGCCAGUUUUCCCCAACCCCGAGCACAAGCGCUUCCAUCCGAUAGGCCACACGAAAACUGCGUACUAGUCUUGGUUUCUGAUUCUCUCCUGUGCUUCCGCGGUCUGUGGCCCGCUGCCAUUUCCUCAC
This is a messenger RNA of Klebsormidium nitens, 888 nucleotides long. The record is from the annotation of a GenBank genome assembly. Lineage: Eukaryota; Viridiplantae; Streptophyta; Klebsormidiophyceae; Klebsormidiales; Klebsormidiaceae.